GACCUUGCUCUGCCGGGGCAUGAAGCCCACCUGGGGUACAGUGAUGCUGCUCGUAGGGUGCCCCUCAAGGCAGCACUCCUGGAAAGAACAGAGGGCCUUGUUCCUGCGGGUUUCAGCCCCACAGAGUGGGCAAGAGGAGCUCCAGGAGCACGUCCUCCUCAUGCCUCGAGGGUGCCAGGAGGUGCUGGGGAGAGGGUGCUGCCAGAUGGUGCCCAGGAGGAUGAGGACCACCCAAGUGAUGAGAGGGGAGUACUGGGGGCUGCGGGGGUGCCCAGCUGGCUGAGCUCCCACAGGAUUCCAAGCUGUCCCUCCCAACAGCUUGGCAGUGGGAUCCUGCCAGCUGUCAAUCCCAGCCUCGCGCCCUCCCACUGCAGCAGCGUUUGGUGAAGCCCCCUCCGUGUUCUGGCGGUGUGGCACUGGGCAGAGCUGGACAUGGGGCACUUGCUCUCCUUCUCCCCCUACCCAUCAUCCUUCCUGCUUGUUCCUUGUCUCCCAUACCAGCCCUGCAGGCAGUCCCGGGGCAUCCACCGUAGUCUGCAGCGCAGAGCUGCAACCCACUCGGGUGAUCAGUCUGAAGCCAAAGGAUGGCUCAUGACCAGUAGCACUGCUGAUUCUCUUCAACCAAAGCCUCCAGCUUUUUCUUCCAGCUUAUCCCAGCUUCCAAAGCUGCUGGCUCAGCUCCACCACUUUUCUCUUGGCUGAAUCCUUGGCAGCUCUCAUGCCUGGAUCGGUGCAAAUUGCCCCUGCCAGGCUGUUCUGCAGGCCAGGAGGAAAGGGGACCCAUCCCUGUCAUCUUGCAGCCCCUGUAGUGCCCCCUAUACCCCACAGUCUCUGCCCGCAUGGGCUCGACCCUGCACCCUGGUCACUCCUAGGGCCAGAAUAGGGCAGGAGGUGCUUUCAGAUGUUUCGGAACGGUGCACAUCUAUCUGCAUGGAAAGUUCCAGGCAGGGGAGGAGGGAUGAGACAGCAGCACUAGGCAACGGUUGCUCGGCAACGGGGACCACGUCUCCUUGGCGAUGUGGCACCUGUCGGCAGGGCUGAUGCCACAGAUGCCAUGGCGACGCGGAGGGAUGCUCAGGCGCUAGCCCCGGAGCCCCUCACAAGCAGCUCUCCCCGUGCUCCCCGGGGCCACCCGGGGCUGGGGACAACCUCUGGGGGAGGUCGAGGCACACCGACGGGGGCCAGGGGCUGUCCCGGCCCACCGUGAACUUGCUGAGCAGGCACCGUCCAUCGCCCCCACUGCCUCCCUCGGCAGAUGCCCGACUACAAGCGUGCCACACUGCAGGACGACGAUGGGUCAGAGCCAGCGGGGGAUGGCAGCACCUCUCCCGACAGCAUGGAGGUGGGGUUUCGGAAGGGGCCAGGGCCGCUGCUGAGCCGCCUGGCUUCUCGCAGCCAGCUGGAGCUGGUGCUCUGCGUUAUCGCCAUCUUCCUGGCCCUGAUGCUCGGUGUCAUUGUCGUCGCCCUGGCCAUCCAGUACCGCAGAGAUCCCUCUCACAGCACGUGCCUGACGGAUGCCUGCGUGCGGGUGGCCAGCAAGAUCCUGGAGGCCCUGGAUGUGGAGACAGAUCCAUGCCAGGACUUCUACCAGUACUCAUGCGGGGGCUGGAUCAAGAGGAACCCGCUGCCCAAUGGGCGCUCCAAAUGGAGCACCUUCAAUAGCAUCUGGGACCAGAACCAGGCCAUCAUGAAGCAUCUUCUAGAGAACACCACCUUCAACUCCAGCAGCGAGGCAGAGCGGAAGACGCAGCGGUACUACCUGUCCUGUCUCAAGGAGCAGAGGAUAGAGGAGCUGGGUUCCCAGCCCCUCAUAGAGCUCAUCGACAAGAUCGGGGGGUGGAACAUCACUGGCUCCUGGAACCAGACCAGCUUCAUGGAGGUACUCAAAAUGGUGUCAGGCACGUACCGGGCAACCCCCUUCUUCACAGUGUAUGUGGGUCCGGACUCCAAGAGUUCCAACAGCAAUGUCAUCCAGGUGGACCAGUCGGGGCUUUUCCUUCCAUCCCGGGAUUAUUACCUGAACAAGACCGCCAAUGAGAGGGUCCUGGCAGCAUACCUGGACUACAUGGUGGAGCUGGGCACACUGCUGGGGGGAAUCCCAGAGCCCACCCGCCUCCAGAUGCAGCAGGUGCUGGACUUUGAAACCCAGCUGGCCAACAUCACUGUGCCCCAGGCUGAGCGACGGGACGAUGAGAAGAUCUACCACAAGAUGAGCAUUGCAGAGCUGCAGGUCCUGGCCCCCACCAUCGACUGGCUGGAUUAUUUGUCCUACGCUCUGGCCCCGCUGGAGCUGGCCGACACGGAGCCUGUGGUGGUGUAUGGGGACACCUACCUGCAGCAGGUCUCCGAUCUCAUCAAUAGCACUGACAGGAGCAUCCUAAACAACUACCUGAUCUGGAACCUGGUGCAGAAGACGGCCUCCAGCCUGGACCAGCGCUUUGAGACAGCCCAGGAGAGGCUGCUGGAGACGCUCUAUGGCACCAGGAAGUCCUGCACACCUCGCUGGCAAACCUGCAUCUCCAACACAGAUGACACGCUGGGCUUUGCACUGGGCUCUCUCUUUGUCAAAGCUACCUUCGACCGGGACAGCAAAGCUAUUGCUGAGGAAAUGAUCAGCGAGAUCCGGGCAGCCUUUGAGGUGUCCCUGGAUCACCUGGACUGGAUGGAUGAGGCGACCAGACAGGCUGCAAAGGAAAAGGCGGAUGCCAUCUACGACAUGAUCGGCUUCCCUGACUUCAUCCUGGACAACAAGGAGCUGGAUGAUGUCUAUGAUGGGUACGAGGUCUCGGAGGACUCCUUCUUCCAGAACAUGCUCAACUUCUACAACUUCUCUGCCAAAGUGAUGGCCGACCAGCUCCGGAAACCCCCCAACCGCGACCAGUGGAGCAUGACCCCACAGACCGUCAAUGCCUACUACCUGCCCACCAAGAAUGGGAUCGUCUUCCCUGCUGGCAUCCUGCAGGCUCCCUUCUAUGCCCGCAACCACCCCAAAGCCCUUAAUUUUGGUGGCAUUGGUGUGGUGAUGGGACACGAGCUGACCCACGCUUUCGAUGACCAAGGACGGGAGUACGACAAGGAGGGCAACCUGCGGCCGUGGUGGCAGAACUCCUCCCUGGAGGCCUUCAAGAACCGGACGGCAUGCAUAACAGAGCAGUACAGCCACUACACUGUUCACCGUGAGAAGGUCAAUGGCCGGCAGACGCUGGGCGAGAACAUCGCUGACAACGGCGGGCUCAAGGCAGCCUACAACGCGUACAAAUCCUGGCUGCAGAAGAACGGGGAGGAGAAGCGCCUGCCAGCCCUGGAGCUCACCAACCAUCAGCUCUUCUUUGUGGGCUUUGCACAGGUGUGGUGUUCCGUCCGAACACCCGAGAGCUCCCACGAAGGGCUGGUGACAGACCCCCACAGCCCGGACAAGUACCGCGUCAUCGGCACCCUCAGCAACUCCAGGGACUUUGUCGAACAUUUCGGCUGUCCCCUGGGCUCCCCCAUGAACCCCGGCAAGCACUGUGAGGUGUGGUAGGGACGGGGAGGGUGCUGGGGACAGAGGGGACGAUGCUCUGCUGUGUGCCCCCCCCGCCCUCGCCGGCUGCCGGCGGUGGCCCACAGGCAGAGCGCGGGGCCACUCCCCGAAUCACCCUCCAUCGUGGUCCCCACCGUGCACACACCGCGCGCCUCUUCGCCCCAUCUCUGCCCCUCUCCCCAGCACAUACCGGGCACCCACCGCAGCCCCAUCCACAGCCUGGAGCCGGACAUGGCCGGCAGAGAAGCCGUAGCGCCCCCAAAACGCAGCUCUGCCCCCAACCCUGAUGUGCUACAGACGGGCACAGCGCAGCCCCCCCAGGGCCACGUUCACCCCGUGUGGGCAGGCAGAGGGGUCCCAGGGAAAGCAUUAGAGCUGAGUCCCCCCGACCUGCCGGAGAUGGAGGCUGGGGGCCACCUGACUCCGCUCUUCCUCCAUCCCCUCCCGAUCCGGCUUGGCUUCCCCAUCCACCUCUGCUGGGAUCAGCGGGCGACAGCGGGGACUCUGGUGCCUUCCGCUGUGGGUGGCUGUCGCUGAGUUUGUUUGACGAUUAAAAGCAGUUUCCACUUA
Messenger RNA from Pezoporus flaviventris, 4093 nucleotides. It is a transcript of the gene ECE2, whose product is annotated as endothelin converting enzyme 2. NCBI's taxonomy places the organism in Eukaryota, Metazoa, Chordata, Aves, Psittaciformes, Psittacidae. Gene Ontology annotation, molecular function: metalloendopeptidase activity. The record is from RefSeq and is a predicted model, not a curated record. Gene Ontology annotation, biological process: protein processing. Bases 1256 to 3523 code for a protein of 755 amino acids. Gene Ontology annotation, cellular component: plasma membrane. The transcript is spliced from 19 exons.